AUGUUCGCAGUAUAUUUUCAUGGGCAGUAUGAAGGUUCUGAUGGUCUAAUAGACAAAUUUGACGAAAUGAGAAUCUUUACAGUUCGUUCAGACGAAAGUCUUGAGAAAACUCUAGAUGACUUUCAAACUCAAAUGAACAAAUAUUAUUGGGAAUUUCAAGAAAAAUACGACUCUUUACUAAAUGGAACAUACUAUCUGAAACUAGAAUAUGACAAGAUGAACUCCACCGUUUCAUUUCAAAAGAUUGAAAUUAACCCUCCAAGAGAUACAGAGUUUUUAUUUUGGGAAGUAGACAAACGUUCUUGGGCACAAUUUCUUCGGUUACUAAACCAGAACGAACCAUUACCACCAGAUGGUCCAUUUAAAUUUAUACUUCCACCAGCAGAUUUGAUGGUUUAUAGAAACGUGUUUGACCCUCAAAAUGUUAUGUGUCAUGCAAGUUUCAGUUCAAGCAACAAUAGUUUUCUAUGUAUUGGUAAGGACUUUAUGACUUUGCUUCUAAAUUCUACGAACCAUCUAGUAACAGUUUCUCUGACUUUCAAGUUUGGUUCACAACAAAUGGUGUGCAACAUAUUAUUCCAUUGUACUAUGACUUUUAUCUCGAAUUGUCUUUCAUAUAUAACUACGGAAA
Trichomonas vaginalis G3 is the source of this 631-nucleotide messenger RNA. RefSeq lists its product as uncharacterized. NCBI's taxonomy places the organism in Eukaryota, Parabasalia, Trichomonadida, Trichomonadidae. The record is from RefSeq and is a predicted model, not a curated record. The transcript has a single exon. The annotation marks the transcript as partial.